AUGGCUUACCGCUCAAGUCGCCAAAUAUUGGCUUCAAGUGACGACGAUUCUGACAAUGAUUGGGAUAAAAGUCCUAAAAGCAAAAAAAGACGUUUUAAUCAAGUGACACAAAUUAUUACAGCUAAUGAGGAUGAUGAUAUUGAUGAUCCUUCGGAAGAAGAAGAUGAGGAGCUUAAUAACAGCAAUCGUAUGACACCUAGUAUCGAAAAAGCUAUUCAGAGAAAAGAAACUAUUGAUGCAGAAGAUAAUCCCAGAAGUUUAAAUGGAGAGUGUCUAAACAAUCCUAAUGGUAGUAUUGAUGAAGGACCGAUUGAUAUUGAUGUUUUGGAAGAAUCAAGUGAUUUGAAUCGUUUGAAUGGCGAAGCUAUUGAUAAUUCUUUAAAAGAGUCUUUUGAGGUACCACGUUUAGCUACAAACCAUAUUGAUGAGACUGAAGCGACUGAUGACACUGAUUGCCCACCAAAAAUAAAAGAUGUUGAAACAACACACUAUAAGGUUUCUGAAGAAGCUGCAUUUAAGCAAGCAGUUGCGAAUAAUUUUAAAAUACUUCAAGUUAUGCUCGUUCGCACCGACGAAAAAGAUACUCCUGUUGACAACGGUAUUGAGGAAAAACUAGAGGAAAAUAAUAAUAUAAAGUGGUCUGAAAGUAAGGACAAUGGUCAAGUCAUAAGGAAAUUUAAGCUGAUUGAACGAAGAUCCUCCGACGCGUCUUAUAAAUCAUCGGAAGGCUCUGUAAUCUCGGGAUCACCUCAAGAUGCAAUAACUCAUUACAAAAUAUUAAACAGUCAGGAAAAAAUAAUUACUGUUCAAUCCAGCUGGAAAGAUUGUGAUCUAAAAAUAAAUAAAGAUGAUCAAAGUUUUACCGAAAGUUCUAAAUCACCGAACAAUGAUUCUUUAUUAUCUACUUUAGUAAAAGUCGAAAUGAAAAGCGACGAUUCACAGGAUGAAGAUGAAGAUGAAAGCGUUUCGACGGACGAUUCCUUUGAAUAUAGAGUAGAAGAAGAAAAAGAAGCUUUAGAAGUUAAGCCUAAGAUUAAUAUCAAACCAACAUCUGACCAUUCAAUCAGAGAUUUAGGAAAAAAAGCUCUACAAACGUUCAAAGAGCAACAAUCACUUACCGUUGAGCGGUUACAAGAUCUCCAUGGAUCUUUGAUCUCUCGCCCAACUGAAGCUUCCCAAGAAGAAAACCCCGCGGGGCUGAAUACCGAUCUUAUGCCUCAUCAACAACACGCACUAGCUUGGUUGCUGUGGAGAGAACAACAGAAACCUCCUGGUGGAGUUUUAGCCGACGAAAUGGGACUCGGUAAGACACUUACAAUGAUUUCGUUGGUGCUGAAGACGCUGCCAGAGUUUCAGAAAAAACAGGUUGAAGACAGCUCGCAUAGAUUUAGACUGCUCAAGUAUUUUGGAGGAACUCUCGUUGUUUGUCCGGCUUCAUUGGUCGCGCAAUGGGCUCAAGAAAUUAGGAAACAUUGCAAAAAAAAGCAGCUUACUUACCAAAUCUACCAUGGACCCAACCGAGAAUCUAAUAUUAAACGACUAGUGAGAAAUGACAUUAUUAUUACGACUUACAAGCUAUUGAGUCGCGAGACUACUAACAGGGGAAUUAGUAAUUUGCUCUUCAAAGUUCAUUGGGAGCGUGUGAUACUGGACGAAGCCCACGUUGUUCGAAAUCACAAGAGCCAAAUGUGUGAUGCUGUCUGUCGUUUGACAGCAAAUAAACGUUGGGCCAUUACAGGUACUCCGAUACACAACAAACAAAUGGAUCUUUAUGCAAUUUUAAAAUUCCUGAGGUGUUCGCCGUUCGAUGACCUCAGGAUCUGGAAACGUUGGGUUGACAACAAAGAUGAUGCGGGACAUCAACGACUCACUACUGUCAUGAAGACACUGAUGUUACGACGUACGAAGCAAGAAUUGAUGAAUAAAGGUCAGAUGAAACCUUUAACGACAAAAGUUUACAACACAAUCCGCGUUACUUUGGACUCUGACGAACGACUUGUUUAUGAAAAAAUUUUAAUGUAUUCACGUACUCUGUUUGCUCAAUUUUUGCAUCAACGAUCCGAGAAACAGUCUAUGUUUGAAAUGGGCGCUAGCUACGAUCACCGACGUCCGACUAAUUCUCCUUAUAUUGCGGGAUUCAACAAAGCUCAGCGGCAAUUAUUAGCUCAGCAUGCCGAUGUUCAAAGUCAUGAAAUUUUAGUCCUGCUUUUGAGACUUAGACAAAUUUGCUGUCACCCGUCGUUGAUUCACUCAAUGUUGGAUCAACAGGAUUUGAAUCAGCAAAAUUUAGAGGAUGGUGCAAUCAAUUUUCAGCUGUUGAAUCAGAUAAACAAUGUUAACUUGAAAGACAACACUGACAAAUGUGACAUCGAUGAUGACGACGAUGAAGAGAGUGGAGUCAGCGAACGAGUUAUUGAAAAUUUAUUGACCAAAGAUAACCCUGUAUUUGACACUGAACGCCAAAGUGCUAAAUUAAGAUCUGUUAUAAGUACUAUUAAGUCUAUAUUAGCAAAGAAAGAAAAAGUUAUCGUCGUGUCUCAGUGGGUAGGUUACUUACAAAUUGUAGCGGAGAGUUUGAAGUCUAUUAAAGAAAAUGAUGAAGUAAUGGUUGAGUCUAAUCACAGUGACUUUGAAGAAAGUUUCAUUGGAAUCCAGAAAAAGUCUGUCAAUAGAAAGAUGAAUAGAAUUCUCUCAGAUUCAGAGGAAGAUGAAAUUUUGGAUAUUGAUGGUGAAAAUAAGGAUUCAGGAAGAAUGACCCCAAGUAUUAAGAAAGCAAUCCGACGAAGUAUUUUCAAUAUGAGUCGAGUAUCUACAUCAGAACCUGAAGAAGAUGAUUUAGAAGACGAUGAAGAAGAAACUGAUAACGUUGAAAAUGAAAGCGGAAUUCAUCGUUUAGAUAAAAAGGUUCAUUCGUUCAGUGAUGAAGAAAGUAGUGAAAAUGAAAAUGAAAUUAAUCGUUCUGAAAAAAUGGUUCAGCCAGAUUCAGAUGACGUGAAUGAUAACGAUAAGUAUAAAAGCAAAAAGAAAAGAAGUAGUAUUAUAAUGAGUGAUUAUGGCGAAGAAAAUUUUGAUGAUCGAGAUAAUCAAAAUGCAAAACAAGGAAAUAAUAGUGAUUCCAGUAAAAUAUCAUAUGAAAGUCUUUGUUCAAUUAACGACUUGGAAAAAUCUACUGAUUUACAAAAAGAUCAAAACAGUAGCUUGUCCAGUGUAGAAAUUACUGAUGGAAAAAAAAGUACAAGGUCUGAUCUUAAUCGCUCUGCAAAUUUAUCAAGAGGAAGAGCUAGUCACAAUUACAGCAUUCAUGAAGAUCAUAGUAUACAUCAAGAACGUACAUCAAAUAGCAUUAUCGAUAUUGAUUCUGCUACGAGUACCGAAGAUGAACGUGAAACUCAGUCGAAAAAGAAUUUAUCCGAGUUGAAUGUAAAUGAGUUAAAAAAGCUAAUUCAAGGUCUGAGAGACGAGGCUGAGCGAGCAAAGACUUUCUUGAGGGAAGGUGAUGUGAAGCUUCUUCCCGACGGUGGAGAGAAUUUAAAGUUGUUAAUUAUUAAAAAUUCUAAAAAAAUAAAACAAUAUCAAGAACAACUCAAUGAAAUUCAACCACCGGAAAAAAGUGACUCCAGUGUCAUAUCACUUGAUCAGAGUUCUGACGCUUCCUUUCAUCAUCAUAAAACUAUUAAUGAUUCCGACUACGAACCUAAUGAUAGUUACAUAUCACCUAAGAAAAUUAGUCAAAAGUUUAAUCGAACGCAAAUGAUGAAACCGACUCUGGAAACCGACUUAGAAGGUUUAGGAAAAAAAGCUCUUGAAACAUUCAAAAACGAACAGGCGUUAACAGUCGAACGUCUAGAGCAUUUCCAUGGAUCUCUUCUAUCCCGACCUACAGAAAAUGAGCGCGCCGAAGAUCCUAGAGGACUUGUAGUCUCUCUCAUGCCUCAUCAACAACACGCCUUGGCUUGGUUAAUGUGGCGUGAACAACAAAAGCCACGUGGGGGUGUUCUCGCCGAUGAUAUGGGUCUUGGUAAGACACUUACUAUGAUAUCAUUAGUGAUAAAAACUUUAUCAGAAGAUUCAAGUGACGAUGAGCGCGAUGAUGAUGAUGAUGAUGAUGGAUGGAUGGGCAAAGGCAGACAAAAUGAGCAUCGAGGAGGAACCCUGGUUGUGUGUCCUGCUUCACUAAUUAACCAAUGGAAAAGUGAAGUUGACAAUCGUUGUAAACGCGGAGUUCUCGCUGUUGAAGUUUACCAUGGUAACAAUCGUGAAAAAGUAGCUCGGCGCCUCGCUCGUAACGAUAUGGUCAUCACAACGUAUAAUUUAGUGUCACGUGAAUCUAAGAAUAAUGGACAAAUAUUUAAAAUCCGAUGGAAUCGUGUUAUUUUAGAUGAAGCUCACUGCAUUCGCAAUCACAAAAGCCAAUCUUGCAACGCUGUUUGUCAACUUAAGGCUACCAAGCGUUGGGCACUUACAGGUACGCCUAUUCAUAACAAAGAAAUGGACAUAUAUGCGAUUCUUAAAUUCUUGCAAUGCUCGCCUUUCGAUGAUUUACGUGUAUGGAAGCGUUGGGUAGAAAAUAAAAGUAUUACUGGCGUCGAAAGACUCGCUACGGUGAUGAAAACAUUGAUGCUUCGUCGAACAAAACAAGAAUUAAUUUCAAAAGGCGAGGUUGAAACUCUACCUGAAAAACACCUUGAUAUUAUUAAAGUUACUCUAGAUAAAGAUGAACGCUUGGUGUACGAUAAAGUUAUGAUGCAUUCUAAAACAAUAUUCGCUCAAUUUUUGCAUCAGCGAGCUGAAAAAGAAACUCUUCAAGGAAUGGGAGCUAAUCCUUUAGCUGUAGAUUAUCGCAAUACAAAAUUCAGUAAAGCACAACAACAACUACUAGCUCACCACGCAAAUGACGUAAAGUCGCAUCAAAUUUUAGUUUUGCUUCUCAGGCUUCGUCAGAUUUGUUGUCAGCCCGCAUUGAUUCACAAAAUGCUUGAUCAAGAAGAGAUGGAAAUGAACGGAUUGGAAAAUGAUGUACUUACUGCCAAAAUGAUGAAAAUGAAUAUUUCGAUUAGUACUUCAGAACACGGCGACGACGACGACGAUGAUGAUGAUGAUGAUGAAGAAGAAGAAAUUGGAGUGGAUCAGCGCAUCACUGAAAAUUUGUUGACUUCUGACAACCCAGUAUUUGAUGUUUCUCGAAAGAGCUCCAAGUUACAAGUCAUUAUUGACAUUGUUCGCGACAUAUUAGAGAAAAAUGAAAAAAUGAUUAUUGUAUCACAAUGGACAUCAUAUCUCAACAUAAUUGGUGAAUGUUUACGUAAAAUACCAGGUGCUACUUUUGACAUGUUUACUGGACAAGUUGCUGUCAAAAAUCGUCAAGCGAUUGUCGAUUCUUUCAAUUUGAAGAAAAAACCUCAAAUUUUACUACUGUCACUUUCCGCGGGCGGUGUUGGGUUGAAUCUCGUAGGAGGGAAUCACUUGAUUCUCGUCGACAUACACUGGAAUCCUCAAUUAGAGUCUCAGGCUCAAGACCGUAUUUAUAGAUUUGGCCAGAAGAAAAAUGUUCAUAUUUAUAAAAUUCUUUGCUCCGAUACCAUUGAAGAGAGAAUACAGUUGUUGCAAGAAAAAAAAAUGGCUAUCGCUGCAUCGGUGAUUGAUGGUACUGGAAAAGUUUCCUCGAAACUUUCUCUUCAAGAUUUGAAAUCGCUUUUUGAUAUGUAA
Messenger RNA from Cotesia congregata, 5706 nucleotides. The record is from the annotation of a GenBank genome assembly. Lineage: Eukaryota; Metazoa; Arthropoda; Insecta; Hymenoptera; Braconidae.